AUGGACGCCGCGCCUUCCAAGCGUCCGGUGGCGGACCCGGAGGGCCCCAUCCUGGAGCUCUUGCGGGUCUACAAAAUUCAGAACGCUCCCAGCUACUAUGACAGUCGCAUCCGAGGCAAGGUCCAGCGCUUGGACAAGCCGCGCAUCGCGCCGCACCUCUCGCAGAGAUCCAAAGCGGGUGCUCCGAGGCCGCCCAAAGAGGCUCGAAAGGGGAAGGAAGUCUGGAACUUCAAAGAUGAGGACUUUGAACCUCUGAGACAUCUCUGGCGAGAGUACAUCCAAGACCUCAAGAUAGACAUCGAGGACCCUGGCAUGGGCACGGCGGGCACGGCGGGCACGGCUGGUAGCGAGUCCCUCUUCGCGUCCAUCGAUUUGCACGGCGCCUGCGUCGAAGUGGUCGCUGCCAAGCAACCGAACCUCCUCCGUUUGAAGGGGACGGUCAUCGAAGAGACACAAAGGUGGAGCUGGUUCCCUCGGGCCGGCUGCGUUUCCUGGGCCCCUGCCAUGGGCGACCCGGGCUGCCAUCCCGCGGCUGGAUCCCCAGUCGUCAGCCAUGACCGGAUGAGGAUCCGCCGUCCCACGGCGGGGCCGCCUUUGCGGAGGUAUCGCACGGCUGCAGUGCAGAAGCAAUUGGAAGCCCUGCAUGGCUCGCGAGCGCAGGACGCCGCCAGCUACUACCAGGGUCUCGUCACAGCUUCCUCGGAACGAACGGAUGAGGCGGCCAAGAAGGACCGCUACCAACUGGAGAAGGACGCGCCGGAAGGAAAGGGUGGAAAUGGUGCGGACCUUACGCGGACCUUUCCGGCCUUGCCUCCGCUGCGCUGCAACGAGGACAAGUCCAUCCUCACCGAGCGGCUUCGACGUAUCGUCCUGGCCUACAUCGAGCGAGGACGUUCUUUGAGCACCAACACUCGCGCAGCAGGUCUCGCCCGUGCACCGUUGGCGGCCACCACUGCCAGGCAUUUGUGGACAGAGUUUGAGGGCUCAGCAUCAGCCAAGAAGUCCUUCGGUGCCCCCACUCUGAUCCCUGAAAAGGCGCAGAACUUCAAGGCUGCAGUCGAGAGCAGCAAACAGAGCAUUGAGCGAGAGCACUGGGAUCGACAGAAGCGCUUGCAACUUGUGGAAUCGUCCAUGCAGCACUUGGAAGCUCAUGAGCAAGAGCUAUUGAAGCAAGAGUUCGAGGCGCGAGAGCAGCGCGGCGUGGUGGCGAAAUUUCGACACUGGAGCACCGCGGACUUCGAUGCCAUUGCUGUCUUGGGGCAGGGGUCCUUUGGAACCGUGUACUUGGUUCAGAACAAGGAAGAUCCCUCCCAGUACUUUGCUUUGAAGCAAAUGACCAAGCUGAGGCAUGCCAAGAAGAACCUGAAAAAGUGCGUCUAUGCAGAGCGAGACGUGCUGUCCCAAGCGCGCAACAGGUGGUUCGUGGAGCUCUUCGCAACGUUUCAGGAUGCCAAUCACAUUUUUAUGCUCAUGGAGUUUCUACCUGGCGGGGAUUUGUUCAAAUGGAUCGAGCUGAAGAACCGCUUCUCGGUGGAGGAGACCCGAUUUUACAUGGCGGAGCUCUUGGAGGCACUGGAUGUUCUGCACAAGCAAGGCUUCAUCCAUCGGGAUAUCAAGUUUGACAACAUGAUCCUUACGCCUGACGGGCACUUGAAGCUCCUUGACUUUGGGUUGUGUCGUGCCGAUCCCAUGACGGAUAUCCCUGACGAGCUGCCAUCAAGACGACCGUCUGCAAAGAGCAUGGUGCCGCGCAAGAGGCAAGAGAUGGCCACACAGGUCGGCACCGUUUACUACAUGGCACCGGAGGUCAUGCGUGGUGAGGUGAGCCCCGCCUGCGACGUGUGGGCCGUUGGAGUCAUGACCUAUGAGUGUUUGUACGGAUCACCACCAUUCCAUGCCAACGAGGAGCCAGACGAGGGCAAACGAAAACACAUCAUGCGGCAGCUGAUCAUCAACCACAAGAAGACCUUUCCUUCGCGCUUGACGAAGGCCAAGAAAUUCGGAUUCCUCACUGACGAUGCAGAGCGCUUUCUGACAGGAAUCAUUUGUGAACCGACAGUGCGACUUCCAAUCUCGCAGUGUCGAGAAGAACCCUUCUUCAAGGGCCUUGACUUCUCGCGUUUGCAUUUGAUGGAGCCGCCGAUCAAACCGGAACUCGAUGGCCCAGCGGAUCUGCGACACUUCGACGACUUUCCCUUCAAGAAGUUGCCGGACGCCGAGGUUGGCUGUGCCAAGCAGGAUCCAUCUAUGGAAUGGACCAAUUACGACUUCGAUCGCGAUGCCUUUGAAUUACGGCGACCAGAGGGUGUCAAAGAGCUGCUUGGGGUCACACAGGAGUCAACCGACGAGAAGAUCAUUGGCAUGUGA
Molecule: messenger RNA, 2367 nt
Organism: Cladocopium goreaui
Lineage: Eukaryota; Dinophyceae; Suessiales; Symbiodiniaceae
Source: the annotation of a GenBank genome assembly